AAAAGUUCCUAGCCGGCGAAGCGACUCGAUUCGAGUUGAAUAGAAGCUUUGGGCCAUGACAUCACAUCACUAGGUAAAUUCCAUAGCGUCACGCACAUCAACAAGGAACAAGUUUGCGAAUAUUAACAGAUCCUUUGCUAUCAUUCUGCUUUUUCUAUCCUUUCUAAAUACCGUCAUAUCUCGAAAAGACAAUUCUAUUAAUUCUUCAAAAUGAGCGGAACAUCAAACGUUGGCCAAGCCUCAGUCUACGAGGACGGAGAUCAAAAGAACGUCCCCAAAUCAGAACUUGAGCAGGAGAAGAAGGAUGCUAGAUUCCAUGAGGGCAAACAAAACAGCCACAAGGCCAAUGAUUCUAAGGACGAGCGAUCUAUUGCCAACAAGCUGGCCCGAGAGGAAAAGCGCGAGAAGGAGCCUGAGGAAGAGAGCGAGGAAACAAAGGCGUUGAAGAAAGACCCGACAUUGCCAGCUAAGAUGCACGGCAACGAGCCCAGCAAAGGCGCCAAGAUUGAUGCUCAAAUUCAGGCCGAGGAAGAGGAAGAGCUCAGAAGAAAGGGAAAGGCAUAAAGGAAGCGGAAGAUGUACAAGCGGGGUGAACAUACUUGGGACAAAAGACCAACAAUGUGAAACUAGCUACCAUCUUAAGGAGAUGUCAGGCUAUGACGAGACUCGCAUUCAAGCUAUGCUAUUCCGCUAAGGGAUUUGAGAUGAUCA
Molecule: messenger RNA, 711 nt
Organism: Mollisia scopiformis
Lineage: Eukaryota; Fungi; Ascomycota; Leotiomycetes; Helotiales; Mollisiaceae
Exons: 4
Coding region: 211-564 (117 amino acids)
Source: RefSeq, a predicted model, not a curated record